AUGACCAACAUUACACUCAUUCCGAAAGGAGAGACACAAACUUCUCUGAAAGACUGGAGACUGAUAACUUUGUGCAACGUUCUGUAUAAGGUGAUUGCCAAAGUCCUUGCAAAUCGCCUAAAGAAAGUCUUAUUCAAAUGCAUCUCAGAUAACCAAUCGGCUUUCGUCUCUGGAAGAUCAAUUCUGGAUAAUGCUAUGGCAGCCAUUGAGGUGGUACAUCAUAUGAAGACUAAAACAAAGGGUAAGAUUGGUGAGAUAGCUCUAAAACUUGAUAUUAGUAAAGCUUACGACAAGAUUGAUUGGGAUUAUAUUAGGGAUUUCCUUAUCACCAUGGGUUUCAGUCAAAACAGAAAUGUUGGGGCUGAUGUUAAAGCUGUGUUGGCUGCAACAUUAGGAGUUCAACAAGUGUUAGGUACGGAUAAGUACCUUGGUGUCCCGUCCAUGAUCGGUAGAAGUAAAAAAGCAACAAUCAAGUACAUAAAAGAUAGGAUAUGGAAAAAGAUCAACUCUUGGAGUAGUAGGUGCCUAUCUCAAGCAGUAAGAGAAACUCUUAUUAAAUCUGAACUGCAAGCUAUCCCUUCUUAUAUUAUGAAUAUUUUCUUGUUACCAUCAUCUUUAAGUGAUGAAAUUGAGAAAAUGAUGAAUUCAUUUUGGCGGGGGCAUAAUCGUGACAGGGCCAAAGGUUUUCAUUGGCUUUCUUGGGAUAGGCUAUCUAUGACUAAGAAGAAUGGAGGUAUGGGUUUCAAGAAUCUGAGUGCUUUUAACUAUGCAAUGCUUGGUAAACAAGUGUGGAAUCUUAUGACGAAGCCAGAUAGCUUAGUUACCAGGUUGUACAAGGCUAAAUACUACCCCAACUGUGACUUUCUUGAAUCAUCAAUUGGGCACAAUCCGAGUUAUGUAUGGAGGAGCAUAUGGAGUUCGAAAUUUGUGGUUGGAGGAUGGUACAAAUGGAGUGUCGGUUCGGGAGAGAGUAUUCCAACGUGGGGUCAAAUUUGGUUGCAUGAUAGUACAUCGUUGAUGAAUCCAUGGCCGAAUAACCCGGUGAUAUCCAGACUGAAAGUUUCAGACUUGAUGCAACCAAAUGUCAAGCAGUGGAAUACUAACCUGAUUUAUUCUCUUGUAGGGGAGGGACUAGCGGAGAUAGUUCUCAAUACUCCAUUAUUUGGAAUGGUUCUGGAGGAUAAAACUGUGUGGAAAUUAGAAAGGAAUGGUGAUUAUUCAGUCGCUAAUCAAGAGCAACAAGCUGUAUUCGCUACUACCCUGUGGAGUCUUUGGAAAUGCAGAAAUAAUCAUGUUUGGAAUCAAAUUGAAGACUCUCAAGAUACUAUCUGCAAUCGUUCAAUAAACCUGCUUCAUGGAGGGAGAAGAGCACAACAUAUAAGGAAUAACAAUAUCUCUCAAUCUCAAAGUCCUAUGGAUCCUAAGUGGAGCAAGCCUUCGACUGGUAGUCUCAAAUGCAACAUAGACGCAUCUUUCUCUAAUAACAAGGUUGGUUUAGGUACUUGUAUAAGAGAUGAUAAAUGUUCCUUUAUUGCAGCUAGAACCGAGUGGUUUUCUCCCAUCACAUAA
This is a messenger RNA of Vicia villosa (hairy vetch), 1569 nucleotides long. RefSeq lists its product as uncharacterized. The transcript has 3 exons. NCBI's taxonomy places the organism in Eukaryota, Viridiplantae, Streptophyta, Magnoliopsida, Fabales, Fabaceae. Bases 1 to 1569 code for a protein of 522 amino acids. The record is from RefSeq and is a predicted model, not a curated record.